UGGACUAAGCAAGCCGUGCUCUGACAAAGCACUGAAAUGUAUGCCAACCCUUCAGCAGGUACGGAUAUAUUUCUGUAGAAAGAAGUUAAAUGACAGCUAACAGGCAAAGAGGAAUAAGGAAGAAGGCAAGGAAGAAGGGAAAAAGUGAAGGGACAGAAAGAAGAAAGAAUAGAUGACAAAAGAAACAUUAAGAAAAAAAGGCAGAAAAGAAAGAGAGAGGCACAGUAUAGAACUAUGAUAGCAACUGGAGGAGUCAUAACAGGACUGGCUGCCUUAAAAAGGCAAGACUCUGCCAGAUCUCAGCAACAUGUAAAUCUUGCCACUUCACCAGCUGCUGAGGAGAAGAAACCAGUUAGACGCCGGCCCAGAGCAGAUGUAGUAAUUGUCAGAGGCAAAAUCCGACUUUAUUCCCCAUCAGGAUUCUUCCUUGUUUUGGGAGUGCUUAUUGCAUUCUUGGGAAUUGCAAUGGCUAUCCUUGGAUACUGGCCCCAAAAGGAGCAACUUGUAGGAUCUGAAGAUAAUCUAUCAAUAAAUGAAACUCAGGCCCUGAGAAGCCAAGGAAACAUUUUACUUCGUUUCUUUGAACAGCAUGUGCACUCAGAUAAGAUGAAAAUGUUGGGUCCUUUUACUAUGGGCAUUGGAAUCUUCAUUUUUAUUUGUGCAAAUGCCAUUCUACAUGAAAACCGUGACAAGGAAACGAAAAUCAUACACAUGAGAGACAUAUACUCCACUGUAAUAGACAUCCACACCCUGAGAAUCAAGGAACAAAAGCAGCUGAGUGGUGCCUUCGGUGGCUUGGUGGGGGAAGGAGAACUCAGGCCCAGUGGGAGCUCAUGUGCCUCACGACUGGCUGCAAACACAAUUGCGCCUUUCUCUGGCUUCAGGAGUAGUUUUAGAAUGGAUAGUUCUGCUGAAGAAGAUGAGAUUACCCUAAAUGAAGAUAGGACCACCACUAGCCUUCUACCACCUUUGCUGACUGAGCAAUCUGGUUCAGUCUUUGGACUUUGCCCCCACUCCAGCAAGGCUUCAGAUGACAAAAAUACUAGUUCUAUAAAGUGCGAAACAAAAUCCAUUGUUUCAUCUUCUAUUAGUGCUUUCACACUACCAGUAAUUAAACUGAAUAACUGUGUUAUUGAUGAACCCAGUAUAGAUAACAUAACCGAGGACUCAGAGAUCACCAGAAGUCGGUCUAGAAAUCUGUCAAUGGAUUCUCUAGCCAUUCCGUUAACUGAUACCAAUGAAUUCUACAAACCAGUCACCACCAUGCUGCCACGACAUAAUUCAUUUGUGGACACUCCAUCUGAUCAGUUCAAAUGUUCUAUGGCUCUUGGACCAAGCACAGGAAAGCUUUUAUCACCUGGUGCUGCCAGAAAACAGUUUGGGUCCAACACAUCUUUGCAUCUUCUGUCUUCACAUUCGAAGUCCCUGGACCUGGACAGAGGUCCAUCUACACUCACUGUCCAAGCUGAACAAAGGAAACAUCCCAGCUGGCCCAGACUGGAUCGAAGUAACAGUAAAGGGUAUAUGAAAUUAGAAAACAAAGAGGACCCAAUGGAUAGGUUACUGGUGCCACAAGCAGCAGUCAAAAAGGACUUCACUAAUAAGGAAAAGCUUCUUAUGAUAUCAAGAUCUCAUAAUAAUUUGAGUUUUGAACAUGAUGAGUUUUUGAGUAACAACCUAAAACGGGGAACUUCUGAAACAAAGUUUUAAUAUUUAAAUUACAAUUUACAUCAUGUUGUAUUUUUUAAAAAACAUUUUGACAAGUGUUUCCUUUUCAGUGAAACUAGUACAAGCCUGAUUUUAACUAAAUGCUUGAUAGCACAUUACAACUGGCUUGUGUGAACAGAGAUCUUCAUCUUCGCAAUGGCAAGAGUUUUUUUUUUUUGUCUUAGUAACAUACAGCUGCAAUACUGUACCUUAUCAUUGCUCAGAGAGUUUUGGUACCACUGAUUCCAUUUUUUUUCCUAGUCACUAUUUUUUCUGUUCUAUAGAAGCAUGUUACUUUUUAUCAAUUUGAUUCCAGAAGCCUGCAUUACAAUAAAAACGCUGUUUAUCUGUAAGUUCUGUUUAUUCUGAUUGCAGGAUUCUGAAAACAGUGCUUGCAGUCUAGAGCAGAAAAUGAGCAGGAGUAUGUACUGGAAUUGUCAAAUUCAGGCCCGUUUCCUAGCUGUUGUCGUUUACCUAUGAUGCAUUUUGGUAACUACCAACUUGGUAUUAUCAUUGUGAGAAACUUGUUUACAUUUUGGGUGGGUGGAUAGAAAAAAGUAGGCAUAAUUAAAACCUUUGUUGUGAAUUCAUUGUAAUUGGUCAAGCUGAAUACCAGUGUUGUGAAUUAUUAAGUAUGCUUUGUAUGAUAAUCUUCCUACAUUCAUUAUAAUUUAAUAUUGUAAUUCCAGGAAAUCAUAUAUAAAAUUAUCAUGGAUAAGAAAUCUGAAAAUCCUUCUGGGAUUAGUUAUCUAAAGCAUUUUGAUUGGUAGCAAUUUUAAAAUCCAAAUAUACAGAUUCAACUAAAAUCAUAGGCACAAGAUGAAUGUCAACAUGAUUUUAGAAACGUACUGAAUAGUAAAAUGCUAUUAUGACAUGAAUCUGAAGAGAAUAAUGGAAAAUGAAUAUAUUCUCUCUAACUACAAUAGCCAAAAGUUACAUAAUUAUAUAUCUAUGUUUGAAAUAAUGAAACAAAGCAUACGAUUCAAUAUUUAUACUAACACAAUGUGCAAGCCCCUUAACUAAAUUUUGACUUAGGUAUUUCACAUAAUUAUUAGCAUGAUGGCUUACUGGAGGCUUAGCUAUGGUAAUUUGCAUUACAAGGCUUGGUAAAAGGAAGUGACAUUUAACACAAUGUUUUUCUCAGUGAAGCAAGCUUUGCAGUUGGCAGUUGUAGGGUAUUACUGAAGAAAAUAAGAAUCUGAAUGUGUGUACCAGAAAGUUUUCCUGUAUUUCAUUAAGGCAUUUAGGCCAUGAUACUGCCAUGAUAGCCAUGCUGGAGAGUAUGACUUCUAGUUGCAUGGCUCACCUACCGGGAUAUUGGUCUAAUUUGUCAUCUUUGAUAUAGUCAGUUAACCUAAAUACUCAGGAAUUAUUUUAAUAGCUUUUCCCCAAAAGAAUCAAACGUUAAAAUAUUACCGUACUUCAGUUGAUCAUGAAAGAUCAAAGAUAAAAAUACCCUCUCUGUUUUUUUUUAAUCUAUUCAGCUCCACGUUUCAGGUACGUGAUGUUUGUGUGUCAGGAGCAUUACCUGCUCAGCGAAUUGAGGCAUAGUGUUACUUGUUAGAACCUCAAGCCUGUAUAUUGUAACAGAGUUGGCUAAAUAUUUUGCUAUGAAGCUUUUAAUAACUUUCUGGUUUGUGUUCUUAAGACAUUUGCUAUUUUUUGAAAUAAAAUGUAUAUCUAUA
Rhea pennata is the source of this 3392-nucleotide messenger RNA. RefSeq names its product transmembrane protein 200A (gene TMEM200A). Bases 235 to 1710 code for a protein of 491 amino acids. NCBI's taxonomy places the organism in Eukaryota, Metazoa, Chordata, Aves, Rheiformes, Rheidae. The record is from RefSeq and is a predicted model, not a curated record. The transcript has 3 exons.